AUGGGAAGCUCAAAGCAAGGUGGAUGGUGCAAGAAAACCACAUCAUGCCCAAAGGCAAGAACUACUUUGAAAGUUGUCAGGAAGACCACGUAUACCAUUGUUCUGCUCACCAUCACUGCGGUCACAGGAGCUACAGGGAACGACAGAGUGUCAGCAACAGUAGGUAACAGCUCCGUGUUCACUUGCCCUCAGAAAUCAAAUACAACUAUGGUAUCAUGGAAGAUAAGUCCCAAGGUUGGAGGGCCCUGUGCCCUGGGAUACAAGGCUGAUCAGAACAAGACAGACAGAACAAACUGCAGUGACAGCAUAAACUGGAAAUUCAGACCAGAUCGGGAUCCUACCCUCGAGAUACGGCAAGUGAAAAUAGCCCAUGAGGGAAAUUACACCUGUGAAGUAGUAGCACCAGAAGGGAAUUUCCACAAGACAUACCACCUGACUGUGCUGGUCCCUCCCAAGCCAACCCUGUCCUGUGAUGACCAAGGGAACCCCGUGUGCCAAGCAGCGGCAGGGAAACCGGCUGCCCAGAUCUCGUGGGUCCAAGAGAGCAACUCCACCCCCAAUGAAGAAGGCCAUGACGAUGGGACAGUGACUGUUUUCAGCAAGUUCACAGCACACAGCACCAAAGUGACUAAUGCAACCUGCAUUGUGUCCCACCCAGCUGGGAACUGGAGUGCGUCCAUAGCCUGUCCUCCACGACAAGGAGAAACCUGUAGAAGCCGGGGCCUCUUCCACCUGCAGAGCUGUCUGGGCCUAGUUCUGUCCCAGCACCUGAGCAGCGAUGAAGGAAACCCCCAGUGUGCCUCAGUCAGCAACGCGACGUGCGGCAGGGACUCGAAGCCUUCAGGAGAAAGAAGCCAGUAUCUGUAA
Messenger RNA from Calidris pugnax (ruff), 867 nucleotides. RefSeq names its product cell surface glycoprotein CD200 receptor 1-B-like. Gene Ontology annotation, cellular component: external side of plasma membrane. Gene Ontology annotation, biological process: regulation of neuroinflammatory response. NCBI's taxonomy places the organism in Eukaryota, Metazoa, Chordata, Aves, Charadriiformes, Scolopacidae. Bases 1 to 867 code for a protein of 288 amino acids. Gene Ontology annotation, molecular function: signaling receptor activity. The record is from RefSeq and is a predicted model, not a curated record. The transcript has 4 exons.